Diatraea saccharalis (sugarcane borer) is the source of this 1717-nucleotide messenger RNA. Lineage: Eukaryota; Metazoa; Arthropoda; Insecta; Lepidoptera; Crambidae. The record is from the annotation of a GenBank genome assembly.
CAAGCAAAAGAUGUUGACCAAAGCGGCGAUCAUAUUCGCAUGCCUCUAUACAGUGAGAGCAAGAACUUUCACUAUUAACGCAUAUGAAGAUGAUACCAAUGAAAUAAACAAUCUAUCAGAUGGCCCAGUAGAGAUGUCCGUCGGUAAUUGCAUAAACUCAGAGUGCAACACAUUUUGUCGACGUCGGGGAUUCGCUCGUGGAGUGUGUAUCAGCAAUAACCAGUGUCUGUGUAGCGCGCGUCUUAUGCAGGACGCUAACCUGGACGAUGACAUCACUUUAGCAAAUGGAGAAGCGGUGAACACGAAAGCCCCUGAAAGUUGCGACCUUCGUUGGUGCGAGCAAAAUUGUCGCCGUAUGGGUUUCCCUGGUGGAGUGUGUGUCAACGGCCGCUGCAAAUGUGACAUACGUUACUCUGAUAACAUACCAUCAACAGAAUUAAGUUCUGAAAAUGGAGAAGUGGUGAACACGAAUGCCCCUGAAAGUUGCGACCUUCGUUGGUGCGAGCAAAAUUGUCGCCGUAUGGGUUUCCCUGGGGGAGUGUGUGUCAACGGCCGCUGCAAGUGUGACAUACGUUACUCUGACAACAUACCAUCAACAGAAUUAAGUUCUGCAAAUGGAGAAGCGGUGAACACGAAAGCCCCUGAAAGUUGCGACCUUCGUUGGUGCGAGCAAAAUUGUCGCCGUAUGGGUUUCCCUGGUGGAGUGUGUGUCAACGACCGCUGCAAGUGUGACAUACUUUACUCUGACAACAUACCAUCAACAGAAUUAAGUUCUGAAAAUGGAGAAGUGGUGAACACGAAAGCCCCUGAAAGUUGCGACCUUCGUUGGUGCGAGCAAAAUUGUCGCCGUAUGGGUUUUCCUGGUGGAGUAUGUGUCAAUGGCCGCUGCAAAUGUGACAUACUAUCUCAAUACAAUUCUGGAAAAGACUCUUUGUCUUGUAACGUUGCGUUAGAAGCAGAGUCACUCACAGCAUCCGUCCGAAGCUGCAUAAACUCACAAUGCAACGAUCUCUGCCGCCGCCUAGGAUUUGCCAACGGCGUCUGCAUGAGCGCCACUGAGUGUCGAUGUUCAGGACGCUUGCCCAGAGAUGCUUCUUUUAAUGACGCUGCACCAGACAAUAAUGAAGCGGCGGACACGCCAGCACCUAGAAGUUGCGACCAGCGCUGGUGCGAGCAAAACUGUCGCCGAAUGGGUUCCCGUAGCGGAGUGUGUGUGAAUGACCGAUGCAAGUGUGAUAUACUAUACUCUGACAACUUACCAUCGUCAGAAUUAAAUUCUGAUAAGGACAACUUGUCCGAUGAGAUUGCAUUCGAUACCUCUGUCCGUAGCUGCGUAAACUCAGAAUGCAACGAUCUCUGUCGCCGCCUAGGGUUUGCUCGAGGUGUCUGCAUUAGCUCUACUGAGUGUCGGUGUUCAGGACACUUGCCGAUGGAUGCAAUUCUCAGAAAUGUUGGGCCAGAAAGCACUAAAAGGGAGGACUCAGAAGCAGCUAAAGGUUGCGACCUUCGUUGGUGCGAGCAAAAUUGUCGCCGUAUGGGUUUCCCUGGUGGAGUGUGUGUCAACGGCCGCUGCAAGUGUGACAUACGUUAUUCUGAUAACCCAUCAUCAACUCUGUUCGAAUUCAAUCCAGAUAUUUUCGACGAAGUCAACGAAGAUGUGAAUGCAGACACCGAAUCAGUCUUUAGAGAAGAGAGUAACGAUAUUCUUCAAAAUUAG